Molecule: messenger RNA, 7497 nt
Organism: Eimeria maxima
Lineage: Eukaryota; Apicomplexa; Conoidasida; Eucoccidiorida; Eimeriidae
Product: 1,3-beta-glucan synthase component domain-containing protein, putative
Exons: 27
Coding region: 1-7497 (2498 amino acids)
Biological process (GO): (1->3)-beta-D-glucan biosynthetic process
Cellular component (GO): plasma membrane; 1,3-beta-D-glucan synthase complex
Molecular function (GO): 1,3-beta-D-glucan synthase activity
Source: RefSeq, a predicted model, not a curated record
AUGGAGUCUCUGGAGCCUCCACGGAUGGUUGGCGUCGGAGGAGGGCUGAACUCAAGGGAGCGCGACCGCCUGGUGAAGGCGAAUAUCCUGUACAUUGACGGGAGAGACCUGCACCGGAGUCGCAUGCUCGACUACACCCACUUUGGCAGAAAUGUAGAUGAAAAAGCACAUGAAAAUCGAAAUGAUCAAUCCAGCGCCUGCAAUAACAACAACAGCGUCCUCUCCCGUUACGUCCUUGAAAUACUUGUGUUCUUAUGCAGCUCAGACUCGUGUUUCUACGCCAAGAAGUUCGGAGUCCCCACACAGGAUUACCCGCAAACCCCCCAGGAUUAUAAUAAGCUGGGCGUCGUUGGGGCACCACUCUCACCACCAUAUACAAUUGAGCAGACUAUUUGGUAUGUGGUGAAAUGUCAGUAUCGGUUCCAAACAGACAGCAUGUACAAUCAGCUGGAGGAUGUUUGUGUUAGUAUUUUGAACCUUUCUCUGAUGGAUGCGCCACCUGGCAGCCAUCACUUGGGACCAGAUAUUCUGCUCGCUUCUCUUGAUGAAUAUCACUCCCGUUUGUUCGCGAAUUACUACAAAUGGUGCGACUACCUGGGGACCGCCCCUUUUCCCUGGAGGUCUCCGCCUUGGGUCGAUGACAGCUUUUGGGCUCAAGAUGCUCUUCAGGCAGCAGACGAGGCUGCUGACAGCGCCGGUUAUUCAAAAGCGAACUUUUGCUCCCCACAAACGCGCCAAGAACUCCAGCAGAUGAUGUUUGAAGUCGCCACGUUCAAGCUGCUUUGGGCAGAGGCGGCAAAUCUCCGCCAUACGCCUGAGCUCCUUUGCUGGUUGUUUCAUUGGCUCUGCAUGGCGUGGGACAAGAAGUACAGAGCUGAGGAGGAUUUCACCGACCUUAUCCGCGACGUUAUCCAACGAAUUCGUGACGAACAGUGGUACAUGGCGUCGUCUCUGCGAACCCCUGACCACAAUGCACGACUGAUCUACGACGACUUCAACGAAUUGUUUUGGAGCCGCCAGUGCCUUGAUGUCCUUCACCGACUCACCAAAGACACGGGGGUUUCUGAGGAAGGACCUGCACACAAAGUUGAAAUGAUGCAUCCUUCAGCGGACACCAAAUCAUUCUCAGACCAUCAACUUGCCUCAAGCACCAUCCCGGACCCUCAGAUGAAUCAGCGCUGUUCUAUGGGACCAUCUGUAUCGCGAGAAAAUCUGAAUUUUGUGCUAGCGGAGCUAUCUGGAGCGUCAAAGCCUGGAUCUGGAUUCAAAACCUUCGUAGAGCACAGAACAUACGCACAAGUUUUGCGCAAUUUUUGGCGUAUAUUUGCGUGGCACGUGACAACGUUUGCCGGCAUUUUCCUGCUCUAUGCUGUACUAGACGAAGCAGUGCAAUUGCCACAUCCGGUUGAUGUGUCCUCAGAAUCUUUCUAUUCUGCACAAAGGCAGUGGGCUCUCAUGACUCUUACGGCUGCGAUCUUCUUCCUGCUAUUUGGAGCUCUAUACGGGAGUAUUGAUGGCUAUAUUCGGCGCGUUGGCUACACAACAAACUGCCGAAAGAUCCAACAACGCCUUCUGCCUAUGCUUCCUCUCACAGCAGUCUUCCGUUUACCGGGAGAUAAGCCGAUGAUGGACAAAGGCCUGUUUAAAAGCAUGGUGUCUGGAAUACCGCAAGUACAGGGGUCUUUCCAGUUUUGGCGCACCAACAAUGUUGACCGCUACUGUCGGCGCGGGACAUUUUCUAGGAUGUCCACAAAUGCGCGAGAUAGACAACAGUGGUGUGCGCCACCUCCUGCUUUUGCACUGUCAAGCGCUCCUAACGACUUUCGAGACCUUUCUCUGCAAUAUGCAAAUACAGGUGAUCCCUACGUGAAUAUGGUGCCUCAAAGGAUGGCCCAUACCGUGACCAGGGCAGAUUUCCCAAGCUCAAGUGCAAAGGAAAAACACGAUUUAGUAGCAAUGAAGAGAUUCGGAUUUCUAUGGAACGAGAUUAUACAGAGUUGGCGUGAUGAAGACAUCAUAUGCUACGCCGAACAGGAGAAGCUUGAGUUCAACGAGCUACCCUGCAUCUUGCUGAAGAGAAACAGCCUGGCAGAUUUGUAUGUAGGUCGUGGAGGCGCGAUGUUAGAUUGGAGCCAAUCUGUUGUCCGCCACCCCGUUUACGUGUAUUGCAACGAGCUGGCUAGCUUCCUCAAAAGCUGCGAGGACUUCCACUUCCAGGCAAGCGGUGACAUGCUCCGUUUGUGCAGCAAGCAGCAGCUGGCUAGGACAUUUUACCGCGAGCACCUAUCAACAGAUCCAAACUGCAAGGACCCUAGGAUUUUGUCCGCCAGCGAAACCGAGUCUCUAGCAAAGGCAAACGCACAGCUGAAAAAGUCCAUGGUCAAUGAUAUUCCCUCUAUCUUUCCUGCUCCAAUACAGCGCGCUGAAGUGGCAGUCAUGAUUGAACAACUCAAAAUAGUGCUUCAGCACACCUCGCUAUUGCUCCUUGCCAGCGAAGAAGAGAGGAGUUCAGUGAAUGACGGUGGUGAGGCAUUACACGGCACAUGUGCAGCACGGCAGCACGACAAAGAGGCUGCACGCAUUCUAAAGGCUGAUGACCCAUCUUUCAAGUGCUCCGAAACUCAACGACGAUUCAGCACAUUUGUCAAUUCACUCCUCAUGAAAAUACCCGAGACACCCUUGGUACGCAAUAUGGUGUCGAUGAUGACCCUCACGCCGUACUACAGGGAAGAUACACGCCUCGACUUGCAGGACCUGGAGAAACGGACUGAUGAGGGCGUUUGCAAGAUGGACCUCCUUCGCAGUCUUCACCCAGUUGAGUUCGACAAUUUCAUCGAGAGAGUUGAUCGCGACAGGGACAUGUUUACUAUUAGACAAGAAAUAGAAGAUCGCGUUACGGAUUCACCAGAGCGGCGCAAUCUAGCCCUACAAGACAUCCGUACACAAAUGCAUCAAAGUGGACUGCUCCAUCGAUACGACCGAUUCUGUGAGAUGCUUCAAGAAUGGGCCUCUUAUAGGGGCCAGGUGCUGAUGCGCACAGUCUACGGCAUCAUGUACUAUGAACAGGCUGCAUUUAUAGAGGAAACACCUCCAGAGGAGUUGCACCUAUGCAGAGACUCAAACAGGCUUGAUGAAACUCAACUGGACAUUAUUAGGAGCCCAGAGGGGGCGCUGUGGAAAGAGGUACUCGGGUUUGCCCCUCCUUACGAAAUGAAGCAGUCAACACGGGAGCUCGCCCAGCUAAAAUAUCAAUAUGUUGUAGCUGCCCAGGAGUUUGGCACAGACUUGGGAGCGCAGCCUCCGACAAGCGGGUGUGAACCUUCUCCAUUGCUGCGCGCUCAGUUGCUUAGAAAGGUGGCUCUGUACAAGCUGCUAGUACGCUACCCAACCUUGCGGAUCGCAACACUUGAACAUGAACGCACCCCUGACGGCAGGCCUACAGGACACAAACUCAGUGUCCUUUACCGGCUAACGGCCGACAUGGAUCCCACUGGACAACGAAUUCCCUCUUCAAAGGCAACAACUAUCACAGAAAUGAAGGCUUCAGGCGGGUUCGUUCGCUCUGCAGACGGCGAACUGCUUCCCGCACGCAUUCCCAACCUUUUGAUUCCUGCCCCACGCCUACCUGUCUGUACGCCAGGAGCUAACAUGGGGACUGGAUCCACUGUUACAAUUAAACCCAGAUGCGGGGGCAGCAGCACAGGAGGGGAUCUAUCUGGCGAGGCCGCGUCCUAUCAAAACAGCAAAUCGCCUACUGGCUCUAGCGAAAAGCAAGGGUUGACGGCGCCGGCUGAGUCUUCGCAUAGCUCCCGGGAGCGCGAUAUCAGUGUGAGAAUUGAGCAGGAGGUGCCAGUUCGUCGGCGUGGUCAGUGCCGAAAAAGUGUCUGUACAACCAUUGCCGAAGGCACUCGGGAACUACUGAAACAGGGUUUCGUAAGCCUCAAAAUAAACGAACCUGCAUACGGUGGUCCUACAGCUUACGCGAUACUCAACACGGGAGGAUUUGGGCAACCUACACCGGCUACACUAGCUCCUGAAGCCCAGGCAGAAUUAAAUCCCCUUCUCCCUGCUGGAUCGUCUACCAGGGGUUCCGCGGGAAAGGGGAUAAGUGGAGGUGCCGGAAGCUUCGAAUCGAAGAUCACACGUGCUCUUCACUGGCUGCGCCAGAAAAAGGAAUAUGACCGGUCCCUGUUUGCUGCCCGGACACAAGCUGCGCUUCGCUGUUCACAUGCUUCUCGAGAGGCUGUGGGAGACUCGGAUUUGAAGAAUCGCUUAAAGGUGGUACAUCCUGAGCCAGCUGAAUCGGUAAAGAAGACUUACCUCUCCAUGUUCCGACAAGGGGUACAGCGUUGCCCGGAGGGAAACCAAAUGGGAGCUUCCUGUUGUGUCCUCAGUUCACUCAAUGGGGCCGGUCGCAUUGAUACCCUAGCAGAGUGUUCAGGAGAUUCAGGAGGUGCAGAAAACUCGUGGGUCAAAGGGUCUCAGACAGAUGUCCAGCUGUGUUCAGCUCCUCUUCACAAUGCAAGCCCACGCGCUCCCCCUACCCACACACUGGAAAGAGAAUAUUUCAAGAUUGUUUCAGAGGAAGAAGGGGACAGCGAAUCCCACAGCAACCCUCCAGCUCAGCGGAACCACUGUGACUCAACCAUGAGUAACUACCGUUGGAAAACCGACUCUGGAUUCCUGGCAUCCUGUUCCCCUGACGGCUGGAACAGUAUUGUUCCCAUGCCAACGCUCCUGGAGGCGCAGUUUGCUAGAGAUUUGGCGCGCGACUACAUGGGUCCCUUGGCGCCCAUUGGUUGUGCUGAAAAACCGCAAGCAGUAGGUGGUCAAUUUGGUUCUGUGUCGGGCAACAAGGUGAAUUACCCAGGUGGGCUCUGCGCGAAUUUUGACCCCUGCGCAACGCAAUCACCAAAGGGGCCUGGGGUUCGCUAUUCACACUCGAGAUACCCUACGGAUGCAUUAGCUGCAGAACACAGUCGCGGGCGGAGGCGGCAUUCCAUCAUCACUCUGCAGCCUAUGCAAGAGGGCUCGGCAUCAUGGAGUGCUCUUUCAACCAGGACCCACCGGCGACAACACAUAUGGGAUUCUGCUGCGUGGCCCGGGGAACAUGUGGCGGCCAGUAAAAGUGGCGGCGUCAAUAUUGGCAGUAAGAUGGGAUUAGGCACUGGGUCGCAUCCAACUCCGCUGGGAAAGCCGCUUUAUCGGCACGAGACCUCACAUCUAACAGAAUUCCAACUUUUUCCCAGCGUUCUAGAGACAAGCGGCGCAGGAAGAAGGGAGGACAGCCAAGAUUGGCAACGAUCACUCGACGUAAGAGCGGGAGGUGAGAAGAGCGAGGCUCGCACGAUUUCAUCAAGCGCCGCCACCCAUAGAAGCAGCAGCGUUGAGGCUCUCAGAGAAAGAGGGAUGUUGACAAUGAAGGAGCGCGUAGCCUUCUUUGAAGAAAAGCUAUCUCGCCACCAAGCGCGCAUGGAGGCAGAGGCUCAAAACUUAGUUAGACUUAGGCGAAACUCUGACCAAGAAGAAAUGACCUGGCCUUCACGUAGGGGUCCACUGAGGCUCGAGGCGAUUUACAAGAUUCGGCUGCCUCUGAUUGUAGACGAGUCAGGGACACCGUGGGGUCGCGCUCCCAUCAUUGGCCCGGGAAAACCUGAAAACCAGAACCACGCUAUUGCUUUCUCACGAAUGGACACUAUGCAGGUAAUGGAUAUGAAUAUGGAAUCAUAUCUCGAGGAGGCGAUGAAGCUUCGCAACUUGCUGCAAGAAUUUGCACUGAACGGGCGGAUGCGGAUUCUCGGCUUCAGAGAACACAUAUUUACGGAGAACGUUUCAAGCUUGGCCAGCUACAUGGCCCUGCAAGAAAAUCUUUUCACAACGACAAACCAGCGCUUAUACUUCACUCCUUUAAGAGUGCGCAAUGACUGCAAAAUUUAUCAUGGCCUUCUGCCGUUGGUGCGCAUGCACUAUGGUCAUCCUGACAUAUUCGACCGCUUCUUCGUACAGACAUGCGGCUCUUGUUCAAAAGCUUCCAACGGAAUUAACCUUUCAGAAGACGUUUUUGCUGGUUUUAAUUGCACCGCUCGAGGAUAUUGUGUACACCACGCGGAUUACAUACAGUGCGGCAAGGGGCGUGAUGUCGGUUUGCAACAAGUUGUUAUGUUCGAGAAGAAGGUUGCUGGGGGAAACGGUGAACAAGUACUUAGUCGCGAUCUCAACCGUCUUGUUUUAAACAUGGACUUCUUCCGAGUGUUGUCCUUAUGGUUUACCGGCCCUGGUUUCUUCUUAAACUCUGUUAUUCUCGUCCUGGCUGCGUACGUGUGCUUGUACACCAAAUGUUUCUUGGCGUUUGCAAGUGCGUUCGAAGUGAAGAUUCCUCAGACAAUAGUGCCCUUUGAGUACAACUACAGUGGGCCGAUUGAAAACGCACUAGAAUAUGUGUUGACGCCUUCCACGUACGUUCAGUUCCAGCUUGGAAUGCUGCUCGUGCUACCGCUCAUACCCUGGCUAUUUUUAGAAAAGGGUUUUGCAGCAGCACUGCGGAAGCUUCUCGACCUGAUAAGCAAGUUUUCUGUGACGUACUACAACUUCAUGACCUGCACAAAGGCGUCCGUCAUAGACCACGUAUUGAUUUAUGGAGGAGCCAAGUAUCAGGAAACUGGCCGGGGAUUUGUUAUAGAGAGAGCAACCUUGAAGGACAUUUGGAUGUUCUUCUAUUUCACUCACUUUUCCAUAGGACUGGAAAUGUUCGUCCUGUUGAUCAUAUAUGCAACGUACGCUGGGCUUGAGGUUGGUGUACUUUUUCUCGACACGUGGCCAAUUUUGCUGAUGGCGGCUUCGAUUAAUUCUGUGCCGUUUAUUUUCAACCCCUUGGGUUUUUACUACCCGAGACUGCGGCAGGACUUCGCGAGCUGGAAUGCGUGGCUGUCAUCCCAAGUAGGUGUUGUCCCAUGGAGGGAAUUCCAAGAGGCUGCCCGCUGUGCACCUGUAACCGCAUGGCCUAGCUCCAUACAGUCUGCAGAUGUAGACUGCGCAUUGUAUCUGGUAGCAGCAUCUGGACUUUUCGCCACCAUUAAAGCAUUACUAGGGGACUUGCAAAUGCUUUGCCCGUCUAUGAAGGCGUGGCUUUCUCUCCUUCUUGUCACUGGGACAACAGCGCUGCUUUUCUGGCUCGUCACAACCAAGAAAGUAUCACUAUCUUCAAUAAUCGUUUCACUGUUUGCUCUCUGCCUGUUCAUCUACGGGGUAAUCGAAAUCGCCUUCGCACUUCUGGACCGGUGGGCAGUCCGCAACGAGAUGCUGUCAGAUGUGGUCCGGAUGUACCACAGAUGCGCGGGGUUCUGCACGUUUGCGCCACUGUUGGUCCUGUCUGCAAUUACCACCAGCGUGCACCAUCUGCAAACAAGAAUCCUUUUUAAUCCGACUUUUGUCUCCAUCGUUAAAAGCGGCUUAGUGCAACGCGAACAAGUUGAGAAGAGUGGCCGCGGCCACAGUUGA